Trematomus bernacchii (emerald rockcod) is the source of this 2360-nucleotide messenger RNA. It is a transcript of the gene rxfp2a, whose product is annotated as relaxin family peptide receptor 2a. NCBI's taxonomy places the organism in Eukaryota, Metazoa, Chordata, Actinopteri, Perciformes, Nototheniidae. Gene Ontology annotation, molecular function: G protein-coupled receptor activity; protein binding. The coding region runs from base 93 to 2360 and encodes 755 amino acids. Gene Ontology annotation, biological process: G protein-coupled receptor signaling pathway. The record is from RefSeq and is a predicted model, not a curated record. Gene Ontology annotation, cellular component: membrane. The transcript has 20 exons.
UUGGACUGACCGGGACUUUGGCUGAAUUAUCUGUCGGUUUCUUACAGGGACUUAUAUCGUGGAUCGGUUUGAGGCGUUACAGCCGAAGAGACAUGAGUGCUGGAAAACUUCUGCGCCGGAUGGACGUACCUGUCUUCAUUUUGCUUAUCCACCUCACUCACACUGAGAUGAGAGCUCUCUUGGGCAACAAGCAGGAAGUGGAUGAUCGAUGCCCCCUCGGCCAUUUCCCAUGUGGGAACAUGAGUGACUGCCUCCCACAGGCUCUGCAGUGUAACGGACACAGAGACUGUCCCAAUGGAGCUGACGAGCACCGCUGUUGGGACAACUACGGCUGGGCGGACUCAUUUGGUCGUACACUACAGGAUGCCAAACUUGUGGAACAGUACCUCCUAAAUGAGUGUUUGUUGCAGGAGUAUCCGGAGAGUUGUGACUGCAAACAGACAGAUGUGGUGUGUGUGGAGGUCAACCUGCAGGAUGUUCCUCGGCUCUCUCCUAACGUUACCUGGCUGUCACUGAGGAGAAAUGAGAUUCGAGUGUUGUCUGAUUUAGUUUUCUCAGAAUACUCUUACCUAGAGAGACUGUAUCUGCAAAACAACAGCCUCCAGUUCAUAUCCAAACACGCCUUCAGCGGCUUGUACAGUUUGAAGAGGUUGUUUCUCAGUGAAAACUUGAUAUCCUCCCUGAGUCCCGGUGUGUUCAGUGAUCUCCAUCAAUUACAGUGGCUGUUUUUGGAUCAUAACCCACUGAGCAUCCUGUCCCAGGACACUUUCACCGGGCUCCAGUCCCUCACGUACCUAUCCAUGGUGGGCACCGCGCUGCAGCAGCUCCCGCACCCCAGCUUCUGUCAACACAUGCCUGCCUUGGACUGGCUGGAUCUUGAAGGAAACCAGAUUCAAACUCUCAACCACUCAAUCUUGAAGUCCUGCAGCAAGCUUGAAGUUCUAAUUCUGAUGGACAACAGGAUCCGAAGAAUUCCUGAAAACACUUUCCAGUCUCUGUGGAAACUGGCUGACCUAAAUCUGUCCAGCAACAAGAUCAGGGAGUUGCCGAAAAACACUUUUAAGAGCCUCUCCAAGUCCCUCCUGAAACUAAACAUCUCCCACAAUCCCCUUCUCCACAUUCAUCCCAGCCACUUCAACCACCUGACACAUCUUCAAUCCCUGGCUCUGGAGGGGAUAGAGAUCCCAGGAAUUCAGACGAAGAUGUUUCUGCCUAUGAAGAACCUCUCCCACAUCUACUUCAAGACGUUCCAGUAUUGCUCCUAUGCACCUCAUGUCAGGUCCUGUAAGCCCAACACGGACGGCAUCUCGUCCUUUGAGGACCUGCUGGCUAACGUAGUGCUACGGGUGUCUGUCUGGGUGAUGGCCUUCAUUACCUGCUUCGGAAACCUCUUUGUCAUCUGCAUGAGGUCACUGAUACGAGCGGAGAACAACCUGCACGCUGCCUGCAUCAAGGUCCUCUGCUGUGCAGACUGCCUCAUGGGUGUGUACCUGUUUUUUGUUGGAGUGUUUGAUGUGAAAUUCCGCGGUCAGUACAAUCGUAACGCCCUGAUCUGGAUGGAGAGUGUUGAGUGUCGGACCAUUGGAUUCCUGGCCAUGCUCUCCUCAGAGGUGUCUGUUCUCCUCCUCACCUACCUGACUCUAGAAAGGUUCUUGGUCAUUGUCUUCCCCUUCAGCAAUCUGCGCCCGGGCAAACUUCAGACUGUGGUGGUCCUGGCCUCUAUCUGGCUCCUGGGGUUUAUAAUUGCGGCUGUGCCCCUAAUGAAUGAAGACGUCUUUGGAAACUACUAUGGACGUAAUGGGGUCUGCUUUCCCCUGCACUCUGACAGGCAAGAAAAACCUACCGCCAAAGGAUAUUCAACAGGGAUUUUUCUGGGUCUGAACCUGGUGGCCUUCCUGGUGAUCGCCUUCUCUUACUCCAGCAUGUUCUGCUCCAUCUAUAAAACCGGAGUCAAUGCCACAGACUUGAGGAGCAGACUGCACAGAGACGUGGCGGUGGCCAACAGAUUUUUCUUCAUAGUGUUCUCUGAUGCCCUCUGCUGGAUCCCCAUUUUUAUGAUCAAAGUCUUCUCACUAUUGGAUGUGGAGAUGCCCGGCACCAUCUCCAGCUGGGUAGUCAUCCUCAUCCUCCCCAUCAACAGCGCUCUGAACCCCAUCCUGUACACCCUGACCACCAGCUUCUUCAGAGAGCAGGUGGAAAUCUUACUCUGUCGUUGGCAGAGGAGACACAUCUUGAAAAAAGACCGCAAAAGCCUAACUUCCUCCACAAUCUACAUGGAGUCCGGGCGGCCUCCUUGCUACCAGCCACCCCCCUACCUCCAGCAGGUGUCUCUGACGGGUGCAGAUCCCCGCUACGCCUGA